Messenger RNA from Tupaia belangeri chinensis (Chinese tree shrew), 710 nucleotides. It is a transcript of the gene PFDN6, whose product is annotated as prefoldin subunit 6. The transcript is spliced from 4 exons. The record is from RefSeq and is a predicted model, not a curated record. Gene Ontology annotation, molecular function: protein-folding chaperone binding. Bases 246 to 635 code for a protein of 129 amino acids. Gene Ontology annotation, biological process: protein folding; chaperone-mediated protein complex assembly. Gene Ontology annotation, cellular component: cytoplasm; prefoldin complex. NCBI's taxonomy places the organism in Eukaryota, Metazoa, Chordata, Mammalia, Scandentia, Tupaiidae.
UCACGAAUACUGCAGGGACAACGUGAGGUGGGCAGGUUUCAGUUGGGAGGGCUGGGAUCUCUUUUUGCCCCUCUUCGGCCGGGGCAGGGUAGCGUCGACAUCGGGGACGAGAAGAGGCCGCGGUGCUCCGAGGACCUGCCCCUGCAGAGUGUUACCCGCAGGCUGAGCCGGAGAGGGGGUCCGUCACCUCCCGAGAGUGAGACCCAGGGCCCCCGUCUCGCCCCCGGGUGGCUUUCAUCCCCGCCAUGGCCGAGCUGAUCCAGAAGAAGCUGCAGGGAGAAGUGGAAAAAUAUCAACAGCUCCAGAAGGACUUGAGUAAAUCCAUGUCAGGGAGGCAAAAGCUUGAAGCACAACUAACCGAAAAUAAUAUCGUGAAGGAGGAACUGGCCCUACUCGAUGGGUCCAACGUGGUCUUUAAACUUCUGGGUCCGGUGCUGGUUAAACAGGAGCUGGGAGAGGCCCGGGCCACGGUGGGCAAGCGGCUGGACUAUAUCACCGCUGAAAUAAAGCGAUACGAAUCCCAGCUCCGGGACCUGGAGCGCCAGUCAGAGCAACAGAGGGAGACACUUGCUCAGCUGCAGCAGGAGUUCCAGAGGGCUCAGGCAGCAAAGGCAGGCACUUCUGGGAAGGCCUGACCUUGUAGUUUGGGGGUGGGGGUGGGGCGGUGCUAGGGUCUAUACUGUAGUUAAUAAAAUGUAGAAACACUCGCA